AUGUUGGCCCAUAUCUCCGUACCCUGUGCUCAAAAACUCGUCGCCCUUGUCGAAUGUGGUAAGAAUUUGACUUACUGCUUGGUUUUGAAAGGACUUUUCAGUCGGACGAAAAAAAUGCUCUACAUCUUAAAUUGUGGAAUGGCCUUUCUACCAGGCGUAUGGAUUGAGCUGCUUGUUAUGUUCCGUGUCUAUAUGUUGGCUGCUUAUUGUGCUUUGAAAGAGUUGCUGUUCGAGGCAGCGAAUCAAGGAAUCAAAAAACGUCUCGAAAAUGAGAUCCGGAAGUCUCGUGCUAUAAGAUCCGCUCGCAACAAGCGUGUUUUCAUCACUGGAGCCGAUGGCACGAUUGGACGAGAGGUGGUUAAGUCCAAGAUUCCUUACUGCCACAUGCGCUUCACCUGUUACCGCAUUGUUGGGAAUCGUGCGAAAGCGAAUGUAUUGUUCGAAUCUCUAAACGGAUCCCGAAUGCCACUGACACUUUAUGAGGUCGACUUCGCAGACCCUCAUGAGGUAGAAAGAAGAGCUUCUAACUCAAUUUUUAUUGGCGACGUCGAACGUCAUAUGUGCGUCAACGUGGUUUCGCAAGCCUUACUUUUGAAUCUGUUAAAACCAUUGCUGGCACGCGAUGCAAGGAUACUAUUUCUGAGCUCAUCAACUGCAACCGUAUCUCACUACACGAGCUCUAUGUUGCAAGGAGAUCUCCUCUCUUACUACGUUGGCCCCUACCAAGCAUACUGCUUGUCGAAGCUAGUUCUCUCAGUGUAUAUCGAACAGUUGUCUCAGCAUCGGCCACAACGCAUUGCAACUAUGCAUCCUGGAGUGGUACCUGGAACCCUUUAUCGUCACAACAAUAUGCUUGUGAAAUUCGUGUCUUACUUCAUUCUGCCCUUUUUCCUGAGGUAG
Molecule: messenger RNA, 900 nt
Organism: Ostertagia ostertagi
Lineage: Eukaryota; Metazoa; Nematoda; Chromadorea; Rhabditida; Trichostrongylidae
Source: the annotation of a GenBank genome assembly